AUGUGCGGACAUAACAGAAGAAAGGCCUAUGCUACCGAAUGCGGUGCAGACAAUCGAAGAGGAUACGGCACAUUGAGCCAUUCAGGAGACAUCUCAGCUAUUGUUGGAGCACUUGGUAAGAUGAAAAUUAAGUCCACAGCACGACCGUAUCAUCAAGCUCCGACAACGACAAAGGCAGCGAGAAGCAGCAGCCAGAAGAACGGCGUGCUUUACGCCACUGAUGUCGACUCGAGACAGGCGAGAGCCCAACAGCAGAACGAUCUCACUUCCGAGCAACUGCCGUCGUACGACGAGGUCGUGGGCAGUCAAAACGUGCCUUCUUCGCAGACCACUCCUGCAGUGGUAGCGCUACCAAGCUCGAAGAAUGAAUCUAUACUCACUCGUCUUGAUGAAUUUAGAUUUGAUCUUGAGCAAUACAAGACUGGCGCACGUGGAGGAAAGUGGGUCGUGAAGCGGGCCGCGAAAGGGCUUGCGAAAGAGUUGUACUACCAGGAGAUAGAGCAGCGACGAGGCAUGAAGGGUUAUCUCCAGUGUGGUGAACGGAAGCAGGUCAGACGAGACCUCAAGCCAGUGAAGCAGAUGCUCAAUGAUGCUGUGUGGGAGGCUAGGAGGGAACGCAGGGGCUGGUGA
Lithohypha guttulata is the source of this 630-nucleotide messenger RNA. RefSeq lists its product as uncharacterized. Bases 1 to 630 code for a protein of 209 amino acids. The record is from RefSeq and is a predicted model, not a curated record. NCBI's taxonomy places the organism in Eukaryota, Fungi, Ascomycota, Eurotiomycetes, Chaetothyriales, Trichomeriaceae. The transcript has a single exon.